AUGGGCAACGAAUCGACACCCAACGGAUCAAUGAACCAUAACACCCCGUCAGGCGAUGUGCCCAAUACCACAGGAACACCACAGGCGCGGCCUGGAGGUGCCCCGGCCCGGAUGUAUCUCAACGAGAAGGUCGUACCAUACCUGCUAGAGGGAAUGAAAACCAUCACGAAGGAACAACCGCCGAAUCCCCUCCGCACGUUGGGUGAAUUUCUUAUUCAGAAGAGCAACGAAGUCGAGGGCGCGGCCGGAUCCAACAAAUCACCUGAAUAA
Messenger RNA from Penicilliopsis zonata CBS 506.65, 270 nucleotides. RefSeq lists its product as hypothetical. The coding region runs from base 1 to 270 and encodes 89 amino acids. The record is from RefSeq and is a predicted model, not a curated record. NCBI's taxonomy places the organism in Eukaryota, Fungi, Ascomycota, Eurotiomycetes, Eurotiales, Aspergillaceae. The transcript is spliced from 2 exons.